CUCGACCGUCCGCGACCGAUACCGCGAACACCUGUUCAACUUUCGCCACCGAACCCUUCCGCGUCACAAGGUCCGACUACAAAGUAGGAUAUACCGGUUCAUCCUAGAGAGAAGGAGGAAGAAACAGGCGGGUGGGAGAUUGGUGGAUAUCAUCCGCCGCCAGAGCCGGCGGUUGGUGUAUGGGACGGGUAGUGGUGGUGCCGGCGUUAGGAAGAGUAUUGGUAUAGGUAGUGCGAGCGGUGGCGGACUCGGCCCGGGACUUGUUGGGAGGAGGUCUUUGACUUGGAAGCAACAACGGUUACUCCGAGAUCGACAAGACACAAGCGACACGAACACGAACGGCGGACCCAACAACGACGCCCAAGCCCAAACGCCCAAGCGCAACACCGACGACGACAAGAUGACGUCCCCAUACACCCACGGCUACACGGGCCAGUACGGCGCCAACGAACCCCCGCGCGAACCCGGUUCCCGCCGCCGAAAACUCGCCGCCAUGGCCGGAAGCGUCUACCGCGCCGGCGUAGCUGCCGCUUCCGAGAUCCGCGAGCAAUAUAGCCAAACGCGCCUGACGCGCGACAUGGGCGAUGGGUCGCCAGAGCAGGUGCACAUCCCCGGCGCGUUCCCGGAGGUGCCUAUCAUCCAUAAAGGCGAAGAGCAGUUGAUCUUGUUUCCUUCGUACGCAAAGAGGCACGUCAAGGGUUCGCAACUGCCUAGGCGGCCCACAGAUCCGGGUGGGAAUCCGUACGGCACACCGAAUGGUGGAGGGAACGGCAUUGGGCCGGGUGUAGAUGAACGCGAUUAUUGGACGGCGGAGUGGAAUAGGCAUGAGGAUGAGAAGGCCGUGGUGGAUGUGGAUAUUAGAGGGUGGAUAUACAUGCCGCCUAGAGGUCCGAUGUCAAGGAAGAAUCGGAUGGUAUUGGGAGUCGCGAGGAGGUUGAGUGGGUUACCGCAGGCUGCGGCGCCGCAGGCUGGUGCAGGACCGCAGCAGGGAGGUGACUUAAGGAGGGCAGUCACUGAUCUGGAAGGGCUUGGGGAGGAGGAAAGGAUUGCGAAGGAGGCGAGGGAGAUUGAAAGGAGGGGACAGGGCGAGAAGGAGGCGGCCACCAGGGGAGAGUACAGCGAGCGACCUAGGGUUGAUGAUAUGGACGAUGGGUUCGGGGCAAUGAGGCAACGGCGCUCGCCAUCGCCGCCGAGUCCGACGGCACCGGCGAGGACGAACUCGGGCUUGGGGGCGUUUCCUUCGGAGAUGACGGAGGCGGAGUUGGCGGCUGCGAACGCGAAUCUGAAUGCGCGGUUGGCACCGUUCAUGGCUACGCCGCUGGUUGGGUUGCCCAUCACACUCUUCUUCUACAACGACCAGCGGUCCAAGUCUAAGACGGUUGAGACUAAUGCGUCAGGUCACUUCAUUGCUCGCGUCCCGUUGGACUUUGUACCGACACACUUCCGAGUGCUGGCCAACGAGAAUAUUUCAACCACUCAGCCCGUCGAGGUUAUCGAGCCCAGGGGAGUCAGUCUGAUCAGCGACGUUGACGACACCAUCAAGCGGUCGAAUAUCAAUGGUGGCGCCAGGGAGAUCUUCAGGAACACAUUUGUCCGGGAACUGGGAGAUCAGACCAUUGACGGAGUCAAGGAGCUGUAUACUUCUCUGCACAAGAUGGGCGUGAAGCUACAUUAUGUCUCCAACAGUCCGUGGCAGCUGUAUCCCGUCUUGGCCACCUUCUUUCACAAAGCCGGGCUACCUCCUGGCUCGAUAGACCUGAAACAGUACAGUGGUAUGCUGCAGGGUAUCUUUGAGCCAGUUGCCGAAAGGAAGAAGGGCACCCUGGAGAGGAUAUUACGCGACUUUCCUGAAAGGAAGUUCCUCCUUGUGGGAGACAGCGGAGAGGCCGACUUGGAGGUAUACACCGAUCUGGUGCUGGCUUAUCCCGGCAGGAUAUUGGCCGUGUUCAUCAGAGAUGUUACCACCCCCGAGCAAGUGGACAUGGGGUAUUUCACCUCGAACAUGCAGGCCACGGACAGAAACAAUGGACUUGAGAGGAGCGACAGCAGUAGGAGGAGGGCGCAGACUAUGCGGGCUGCUACGACCACGAACGCUAGAGAUCAGCCGGCGCCGCCACCGAGACUUCCACCACGUUCAUCUCCUCAGCCUAGGGGGCCGGUCAUGGGCGAUUUGAUCGAUCUAUCCGAUGACCCCCCUCAGCCGAAACAUGACCCCCGAAGCAGCAGUCUCAACGUCAUGCACGGGAGUAAAUCAACAAGUGACAUCCCGCAAAGGAAAGGCCCGCCACCACGUCCCGCCAAACCCACAGCACUGCGCAGUUCACCAGCAGAAAUCAGUACCGGCGGUGCUCCUCCCCCUUUGCCACCAAAACCUCGCGAAUCUCCCCGGCCCAGCACUUCGCUUCAGAACACUUCCGCGCCAGGAUCAGGAUCAAGAGGUCCCGCCCCUCCCCCUCCACCACCCCGUCGCACCAGCACCAGCACCGCCAACUUUUCCCAGCCCCAGUCGCAACAACCACCCCUCCCGCCACCUCGCCGCGUCCAAACCACCAACUCCUCCAAUUACGACUCCGACACAGACGAAUGGGGUCUUCCCCUUCCCCUCGAGAAUCGUGCCUUGGGCAGUAGUAGCGGUAGUCGCUCCAACACCUUCCUCCCCGUUCGCCCCGCUACUUCUUACGAUACCAUGAAUGGACUCAACGGGGCGUCUGUAUAUGCCACUGGUAAUACUGCUUCAGGAGGAGGUGGUGCAAACUCGCCGGUGAACAAAAAGUUGGAGAUUUGGCUGAGACGGCUGGCGGAGGCGCAUGAGCUGUUGGAAAAGCAGGGGGUGAAGUUGUAUACGUGGAGAGAGGGGAGGGAUGUGGUGGCGGAGGCGGAGGGGAUUGUUAGAGAGGCGAUGAGGGGGUUUAAUCAAGGGGUGGGUGGGAGGAGGUCAUAGUGUGAUGGCUGUCUUGGUAGCUAUGGAGAUGUUAGGGAGGUGGAGGAGGUUAUUUGGGAUGCGGAU
Molecule: messenger RNA, 3007 nt
Organism: Neurospora tetraspora
Lineage: Eukaryota; Fungi; Ascomycota; Sordariomycetes; Sordariales; Sordariaceae
Exons: 1
Coding region: 401-2941 (846 amino acids)
Cellular component (GO): actin cortical patch
Molecular function (GO): phosphatidate phosphatase activity
Source: RefSeq, a predicted model, not a curated record